AUGGUUUUUGAAAAUUUAGUUGUUUAUUUACUCGAUAAAUAUUUGAGUGAUUACAUCGAAAACUUAGAUACAAAAAAACUUAAAAUUGAUUUAUGGAGUGAAGUUGAAUAUGAUGCUAAACGUGAUGAAAAAGAAAAACACGAAGCCAAAAUGCGAGAAGUUCAUAAAAUAGAAGAACUUCGCAAAGAACAAGAAGCUGAACAAAACGCUAAAGAAUCUAAUCAAAAUAAUGAUACAUUCAUGGAACGUAUGCAGUUACAAAUUAUUCGAAAUUUAGAAUUAUCAAUUCGAAAUAUUCAUGUUGUCUAUGAAGACAAAUCGACAAAACCAAAGCAUCCAUUUGUUAUUGGAUUUACACUGAAUUAUAUUACCUUACAUACAACUACUCCAGAUUGGCAGCCAACUGUACUCAAAGAAAAUACCGCAUUUAUUCAUAAACUUGGUGAUUUAAGUGCAUUAUCAAUCUAUUGGAAUACGAAUGCUCAAUCACGAUCUGGGUUAUCCAGAAAUGCAGUUCUUAAAAGUUUAAAAGAGCACAUAGCCAUCAACAAUAAAAGAGUACCGAAGAAUCUAUCAUAUAUUCUUCGACCGUUAAAUAUCAAAGCAAAAAUUAUCUUAGUUAUGAAACCACGUCAACAAGAAUUUAAAAAACCAAUGUUUGAUAUCAAAAUUGAUUUAGAUGAAAUUAGUCUAAAUAUUAAUCGUGAUCAGUACUUAGAUUUACUUGAUCUACUUGAAUUUCAAGAUUAUCUUAGUAUUAAAUCGAAAUAUAUUAAAUAUCAGAUUAAAAAUGAUAUCGAAAAAAAACCUAGUCGAAAAAGAUGGAAAUUCGCAUAUGAAGCCAUUGUCAACGAAGAUGUUCGACCAAGAUUUGAUUGCUAUAAAUGGAAAAAUAUCAAAACACAUUUAGAUCGUCGAAGAGAAUAUCGUUCGAUUUAUAUUCAAGAUUUAUUAGGAAGAGCAACAGUUGAACAAAGACAACGAGCACAAGAAUUAGAAAAAAAACUUGAUGUUUUUAAUUUAACAUAUGUUCGGUGUGCGGCAGAAAUUGAAGCAAAAAAAAAGACAGAACAAGAAUCCAAGACUUGGUGGGGAGGCAUGUCAAGUUGGUGGAGUGGAAAUAAACCACAAGAUGAUCCGAACCUCGAUUUACAAAAAGUAAUGUCACCAGAUGAAAAGAAAAAACUCUAUGAUGCUAUUGGUUAUGAAGGAGAUGAUAUUUCAACAUCGACUUAUCCUGAAGAAUAUAUCGAUAUUGAUCUAGCUAUUCAAUUAAAUUUACUUGAAGUCAAUAUUUGGUCGAAAGUUAAUCAAAAUGAUGCUCAAUUUCGAGUCAUAGCUCGAGCUUCUAUACCUGAUACCAGUUUACAAUUCAAGCGAAGACCAGUAACAUCAGCAAUGGCAGUAUCUGUUGGUUUGGGUUCAUUUCAAGUUUUUGGUAUUGCUACAGAUCCAAAUGAAUCGGAUUUUUCUAAUCAAAGUCGUCCUGUACUUGCUCAACCUGUUUCUCGAUUAUUAUUGUCGUCAACAUCGAAAACGGAAAAGAAAUUAUUAGAACUUGAAUAUGAAACAAAUCCAAUAGACAAAUUAGCUGAUUUUCGUGUUAAAGUCAUUUCUCAAUCUCUUGAAAUUAAAUAUAAUGCUCCAACAAUUAAUAAAUUAUCUGAAUGUUUUGAACAAGAUACUCAACGAAAUCUUCAAGGUGUUAAACAAGUUGCUUAUUCAACUUACACAGAUGUUAAACAUCGUUCAUAUAUAUUAAUGAAGCAUAAUAUUGAAAAUAUCAAAGUGUUGGAUGUUUAUCUUGAUCUUCAAUCAUCUUAUUUUCUUUUACCAGAAAAUGGAAUUUAUCAAGAUGGUGUCGCAGUGAUGUGUAUGGAUUUCGGUCAUUUAACAUUCAAACGAAGUGAUCAAGGAGAUCAAAUGACUUCAUUAAAAGAAGCAAAAGAUAUUGAAGAAGCUCGUGAAAAGUCAUAUACUCAAUUUAAAUUAAAACUUGAAGACAUUCAAUUAAUUUAUGCAAAUCGAAAUGAAAGUUGGGAAAAAGCUCGUCAAGAAAAAGAUACUCGUUUACAUUUAAUUAAACCAAUGAAACUUGAUUUAGAUUUUGGAAAAUGUAUUUAUACUGAUGAUGCUGAUUUACCUGCUUGGAAAGUUACUGGAAAUCUUCCUAAUGUAGAUUUACGUUUAUCUGAUAAACGUUUAUUUCAAAUAAUCAAUCAUAUGAAAUCAAUUCCCGUGCCGAAAUCAAAAAAUCCAGCAAUAGUUACACCAUCAAUUGAAGCAGAAUCAUUCCCUGUACAAUCAUCAUUGAAUGAUACUGAACAAACUUUGCAAGCAGUUGAGAGAAUAGCACUAGUGAAAGAAACAGAUGAAAGAGAAAAAUCCGUUAACAAUAAUGAAAAAAAGAAAGAAUUCGAAGGACAAUUAACACAACUGAAAGCAAUGUUUACACUUAAUAGAAUCGAUAUACAUAUUGAUGAAAGUUCAAAUGAUAAAGAUGAAGAUCAACCAUUUCUUCGUUUAACACUCGAAUCAAUAGUUGCUAAAACUACAAUGAAAACCUUUGAUAUGGACUUUGAUGCAUCAUUAGCAAAUUUAAUUGUUUAUCAUGAACAAUUUGUUGGCAAAGAUAAUAAAAAUUUACGUUUAUUGUCAUCUGAAUUAGAACAAAUGAAUAGUUCUGAGAGUCAAAAAUUAGUUCAUUUCAAAUAUCGUCAUACAUCAUCAGAAAAUCCAUUGUUUUUAUCAUAUGAUUAUGAUGGAAUUGAAGAUAAAGUUCAAGUUCAUUUUAGCAAACUUGUUGUUACAUUACAAUUGGAAGCACUUUUAUCAAUAUUCAGAUUUCAAGAUUCAUUAAUGAAAAAAUUACCACAAACAACAAUCGAAGAUCAAACAAAACAGAAAAACAUUGAAGUCAAUGAUAAAGUAGAAAAAAUUGUUAAGAAAAAUAAUGCUGCAGCACCUUCACUUAAAAUUGACGCCAAUUUAGACGAAUUUCGAGUGAGACUUGCAACCAAAAAAGCAAAACUAUUUGAUAUUCAAGUUCAAGGAAUCAAGGCCUAUGUUUCUCAAGCACCAGAAAAAACAUUAAUAAAUUUAAUUCUUUCUGAUUUAUGUGUGCUUGAUCCAUACAAAGAAGCACAAUAUCGACAAAUUAUUUCUCAACAAGGUGAUAGCAAAGAAUUACUUCGUAUUGAUUUAUCCUUAUUUAAUUAUCCGGAAGGAUAUGUAAAAAGCGUCAAUGUUUAUGAUUGUGACAUUCAAGUUCAAUUUGCAAAAGCUACGAUAGUCUUUCUAUUUAAACAUAUCGAUGCUAUACUAAGUUUUCUCGAUUCAUUAAAUGUAACCAAAGCAGCACUUAGUCUAGCGUCAACACAAGCUAGUGCUGCUUAUGAACAAGUACAAAAAUUACAAGAACAAGCAUUUAAAGUUCAUCUUGAUGUCACAUUUAAUGCUCCAAAUAUAAUCAUUCCAAUAAAUUCAUAUUCAGAUCAAGCACUUUUUCUUGAUUUGGGUAAACUAACAUUAAAAACUAAUUUUUAUAAUGAUCCAAAAAAACUUCUUGUUGAACAACAAACUGUUCGAUUGGAAAAUAUUCUUGCUAGUCGUGUUAAAUUUGAUCAGGAUUGUAAUAUAAUUGGUGAAGCAAUUCUCAUUGAAUGUGCAGAAUUAAAUACAUCUAUUCAUCGUUUACUCUAUCCCGAUAAAGUUAAAAUGGAACCAGCAAUUUCAAUUAUAAUCGAUUGGGAAUCAGUUGAUUUUCAAUUGGCCAAUGAUGAUUAUACAUCUGUUAUGAAAGUUUUAAUGGAGAAUUUCUCGGAAAAUAUUCGUGAUCAAAUAUCCGAAGAUUUUCAAAGUGAUCAAUUUCAUUAUAAAGAAGCUGAACAGGAAAAACAAGAAGAUCAAUUGAUAGAUGCUUUUAUCAAGAAACAAAAGGAAUCACAUACUGACGAAGUUUUACAAACACUAAAAAUGCGAGCCGAAAUUAAGAAAAUGACAUUGACACUUUAUCUUGGUGAAUCAGAUUUGACUGUUCGUCGUGCACCACGUAACAAUAAAUUAAAAUUAGCCAAUGUUCAAAUAGAUACACUGGAAGCAAUAUUUCGUCAACAAUCUGAUGGCAGUUAUAAAGCAACAGGACGUGUAAAAAACUUUUUAUUAGAUGAUUUACGUGCAACGAAUAAGCCAACAAGUGUAACACGUAUGAUGAAUAGACAUUUUACAGUUGAUCCUAAUGCUUAUAUGUUUGUUGCGUCGUUUGAAUUCAAACCCAAAAAUCAAACACGUGAAAAAGGACUUCGACAAAUAACUGUACAACUUGAAAGUUUAUAUAUUUGUAUAAAUUUGGAUUAUUUAAUGACGUUAGAAGACUUUUUUGUUUCGGGUUUACCAUCGGAUAAUGCUGAAACUCAACAUACAAUAACAAAAAUUGAUCAAUCUGAAAAUGAUCAGAAUCAAACGAAAGCAGAAGUUGUAUCUUCGAAAUCAUCACAAUCUACAACAAGUCAACCCUCAAAUGGAGAUGUAGAAACUCGACUUGAAGUUUCUGUAAAAAAUCCAGAAAUUAUUUUACUUGAAGAUUAUCAUAAUUCAAAUUCGAAUUGUCUUGUACUUGAUUUGGCAUUACAAAUGCGUAUGAUUCAAAUUGAUAAUCAGACAAAAUUGUAUGGUUGGUUAAAAGAUUUAACAAUUUAUAGUUCAGAUUUUGCUGAAUUAAAGGAUACGAAGAAUUCUGGUUCGAAAGUAAAAUAUCGUAUUUUACAACCAGCUAAAGCUGAUAUAUUUCUUACAAUGAAUGAUGAACAACAAAAAAUUGAUAUUCGAAUAUCAGAUAUUAUUGUUAGUAUUGCACCAGCUGCUAUUCGAACUGUGAUUAGUGUAACAAAUUCAUUGAGAACACGACAAUCCUCUACACAAGAGGAAACAGAAACCUUAACCUCGAAAGGAUUAUUUAUUUCGAAACCAUUCAAAGAAGGGAAUUUUUGGUUUACAAAAGAAGAAAUAAGACCAGUGCAGCAGACAACUCUUACAGAAGAAACACGAAAACCAUUAGCACAACAAUUAAUUUUAAAUUUGGAAACAAUCGAUGUUAAACUUGAAGUUGGAUUAGGCUCAGUUACAAAAUCUGUUGUAGCUAUGUGUUUAUCGAAUUUAACUGUUGAUGUUAAAAAUUGGUCGUCGAAAAUGAACAUGUCGUCGAGCGUAAAUAUCGAAGCAGCAUUAUACAAUGAACAUAUGCUUACUUGGGAACCACUUAUUGAACCAACUAUGAAUUCUGAUGGUUUACAUUUUACACCAUGGUCGCUAACAUACACCGUCUCACCUACUCUUUCAUCGACGGAAACAAAUGUUUCACCGAUGAAAUCUAAAACAGUUAUAUUGUUACGUUUUGAUCAAUUACUCAACAUAACGAUGACAAAAAGUGGACUGGAACUUCUUCAACGUUUAUCAGCUUUAUUUGAUGAUGUUUAUAAUAAACGUCUACCACCAAGUGAUGAUGAUGAUGAUCAACCAAUGUUAUCUCUAUCAAAUCAAACAGGACAAAAAAUAAUUCUUAGUAAUUUAUAUGGUCUUCAAUUCCCUAGUGAUCCAUCCAUAAAAUCAAUAACUCUUCAACAAAAUGAAAGUAUCGCAUUAAAUGUUUGGUAUGAACAUCAAAUAGUUGGAAGACUUUCGGUUAUUGAUGAACAACAUCGUCAACGACGGCAAGAAUUUUCUGUCCAAAUUGGAGAUGUCAAAAAAACGGUUAGUAUAAAUCGAACAUUGCAACGUACAUAUACAUUACAUGGAUCGUCAAAUAUAAAAUUGCCCGUUCAAAUGCUUUGUAAUGCCCAAAUAGAAAAUGAUCGUCGACGUGUUAUUCUUAGCUCGAUUGUUCGAGUUUACAAUCAUACAACAUUACCAUUGCUUAUCUUAAAUACUGAUCUAACUAAUCCUAAAAAAUAUAAACGAUUAGCUAGAAUUGAUGUUAAUAAGGAUUAUCAUGUACCUAUUGAUUUACUUUACGCGCAUGAGUCGAUCUUUAUGACUGUUGAUGAAGAUGAACAAGUACAUGAUUUUUUUUCAUUUGAUUGGGCAAAAGAAAUUUUGACUGAAACUAAAUUAAAAUUAAAAAAUGGAAAACAAGCAGAUUUUAUUGUUUUUAAAGAAGUGAUGGAUUCAUAUUCAGAAAAUACUGAUGAACUAGGCGAUUUUAGUUUCAAUAUUUAUAUUCAACCAGCACUUCAUCUAACAAGUCUUUUACCAAUCGAUGUUGAAUGUUCAAUUGACAUUCCAUCAAAUGAUAAUAUAAAAUGGGUUUCGGAUCCGAUUGAUUUGAAAGUUCAAGGACAAAGUGAUAGUAAUGAACACAUUGUUACCUUGCAUAAUGAAACUGAUCCAAGUUCUCAACAAAUACUAGGACAAAUUGCUGUUCAUAGUACUGAACAAGGUGAUGCACAAUCGAAAUGGUCAGAAAAAUUUUCUCUUGAUGUUAUUAAAAGUACAGGUUUAACAAGUUGCAAAGUAUCCAAUGAUCGAACAUAUAUGAUUUGCGUCGAUAUUGUGACAAGUUCAUUUGGUUUAACAAAGCUUGUAACACUUUCACCAUCAAUGUUUAUCGUUAACAAAUCAACGGUUACCAUUGAAGUAAUUGAAACUGUAUCUGGUGAAGAACAAGACGAAUGGAAAACAAUUAAUCCCGAACAACUGAUUCCAUUUUGGCCACGGCGUAUACAAGAUGGUUUAAUGCAUGUGCGUUAUGCACAUAAUCGUUUAACAUCAAAGUCAUUUAAAACUAAUCAAAAAUACCGAACACUUUUGCGUAUGGAUGAUGAAGAGCGACCAGCUAUUCAUAUAGACGUCACAGCAACAGAUUUCGAUGGUGUUAAAGUUAUCUUUGAGGAUUAUAAAAUUGGUGAUGCACCAUUACUUAUUGUAAAUUUGUUCGAAAAUGAUUCGAUUUCUUUUCGUCAAUCCAAAGAUGUACGAACAGAAAUCUUACCACCAUUGAAUUAUGUUUAUUAUACAUGGGUAGAUCCAUUGCAACCAAAAUUAUUACUUGUAUCACGUGGCUCACAAACAAAAGAGUUAGAACUUAUUCCUCAAAUUGGUCCAUUAGGCAAAGAAGGUGACCCUGUUUAUGCUAUAUUUCUUGAUGGUGUUCAAACAGUAUUACUCUUCUGUGAUGAUUCGAAAUUACUUCAAAUGAUUGCAGUCAAAUCAUCAUUCAGUGACUCUAUGGAUCAACAAAUACAAAUUGGUAUACAGGAUAUUGGUAUUUCUAUUGUUAAUGAUAUAUCACGAGAAGAAAUCUUUUAUAUAAGUUUAAAUAAAUCCAAAACUGUUUGGACUGAAAUGAAGAAAUCUCGUGUUAAACUUUUAUCUUCUGAUAACAAUGAACAUUUAGAAGAACUUUAUCGAACUCAUAUUGAACAAUGCGAAAUCAAUCCAGAUAAUAAACAACUUCUGGAAAAGAAAUAUCAAAUGGAAGGAUUUCAGGAAAUCACAUUUCAUGGUGAUACAGCAGAACUAGUGGAUUAUAAAGAUCGAAAGAAAACUGCGAAACGUCAAGCAUUAGAUAGUCUAUGGAUUGAAUACUCAUUCUCUUCAACAAUGAAUUCUGCAUUACAUUUACGUAUCAAUCGUUUACAAAUUGAUAAUCAACUUAGUUAUACAAUCUUUCCUGUAAUGCUUUAUCCUAUUAUUCCAAAAUCAACAGGAAGUGAAUAUAUUGGAAGACCAUUCAUCGAAUUGAGUAUUUAUGAAUCAAAAUUGACACAAUCAAAUAUAAAACAAUUCAAAUAUUUCAAAUUACUUAUUCAAGAAUUUGCUGUUCAAAUUGAUCAAGGUUUAAUCGUUGCCAUUCUUAGCUUCUUGACACAAUAUACUAUUAAUUCACCACCAAUGAUCAAUAUGAAUAGCGAUUUAGAACAAAUUCGAAAACCAUUUGAUACUAUCAUUAAAUCCCAAAUUGAUAGUCCAUCGGGUGAAACCGAAAUGUUCUUUGAUAAUAUUCAUUUAUCACCACUUAAGAUUCAUGUUAGUUUUUCGAUGCACGGGUCAAAUCCAAGUAAAGAACUAUUAAAUGAAUAUCCCUUAGUUGGAUUUCUUUUACAAACGUUGAAUGUAGCCGAAGUACAAGAUGUUAUUUUACGAUUGGGUUAUUACGAGCGAAAUAAUGAAAAGUUUACGACAACAAAAUUAACUAAUGAGGUCUCCUCUCAUUAUCAAAAUCAAUUUAUGAAACAACUCCACGUGUUGAUACUUGGACUUGAUGUACUUGGAAACCCGCUUGCUGUUAUUCAUGGCCUUGCUCGAGGUGUUGAAUCAUUCUUUUAUGAACCUUAUAAAGGUGCAAUUGAAGGUCCUCUAGAAUUCGCUGAAGGUGUAGCAACUGGUGUACGAGCAUUAUUUGGUUCAGCUGUUGGUGGUGCUGCUGGUGCUGUCUCAAAAAUAACAAGUGUGCUUGGAAAAGGCUUGGCAACAUUAACAUUUGAUGAAGAUUAUAAGGCUUCACGUGUUCGUCGCAAAGAACCAGGCGCUACUACCGCAUCACAUAUAGCUGUGGGUGGAAAAAAUGUUGUCAUGGGUUUUGUUCAUGGCUUUACAGGUGUUGUGACAAAGCCAAUUGAAGGAGCAAAAGACAGUGGAGCAUCUGGAUUUUUUAAAGGUUUAGGAAAAGGUUUUAUUGGUCUUGUUGCACGACCGACGGGCGGAGUCGUCGAUUUUGCUAGUUCAUCAUUUGAUCUUAUCAAAAGAACCGCUCAACAAGAAGAACUUGUUCGUCGUGUUCGUUAUCCACGUCAUAUCAAUCCUGAUGGUCUCGUUAGGCCAUAUAUUGCUCAUGAAGCUAUGGGAUUUUAUAUUCUAAAUCGAUUAGAAGAUGGUAAUAUUGCGAAGAGAGAGACAUACAUUGCUCAUAUAACUUGUUCAGAAGAUCCACUAUGUUGGUUAAUGGCUACUUCAAAGAGUUUAUUAUUUAUUACUGAAGUAUCAAUUCUUGGUUUAUAUAAAAUUGAUUGGCAACUUGCAUAUGAAGAAUUAAACGAAGUACCGAGUAUAAACACAAGUACAGAUCAAAUCCAUAUUUUAUCCAAAGAAUCAAAGACAACUGGACUUCUAAAAACAAAAACAAUUCAGGCAGUUCCAAAAUUAGUUAAAUAUAGAAGUGUUUCUGAAGCUAAAGUAAAUUGA
This is a messenger RNA of Rotaria sp. Silwood2, 9177 nucleotides long. The record is from the annotation of a GenBank genome assembly. Lineage: Eukaryota; Metazoa; Rotifera; Eurotatoria; Philodinida; Philodinidae.